AUGGGACUGUGGAAAAAUCGGAACACCAAACUGUGGGAGGAUACUGCUAGAAGUCCUCUAGACUUGUUAUUUGGUUGCAUGACUUGGCUGGAGGAAUUCCAAAAGUCACGAGCUAGUGAGAAAAUGCCGAGGCAACCUAAUCUUUAUGCAUGGCAGUCUCCAGCAGCAGAUACGUUAAAGCUUAACAUUGAUGGGGCAUAUGUACCUCACCUCACUAAGGGUGGAAUAGGAGGCAUUCUUCGUAACUCUAGGGGAAAUGUUGUUGCGGCGUUUCAGCGACUAGUCCAUUUUGUGAGCUCAGCUUUCCAUGUCGAGCUCCUUGCUACACAGGCCGGACUAGAGUUGAUUAGAAGACAUAAUUACAGGUCUGUGGUUAUUGAAACUGAUUGUCAAAUAGCAGUCCAAGACAUAUGCAGUGCUUCUCCAGUUCUCACUCAAUAUGGGACUCUAAUUGUUGACAUUCAGACUACCUUCAAGAACCUGCAGCUGGUGCGUUUAUGUUUCGGUCCCCGCACUUGUAAUCGAGUAGCCCAUAGACUAGCUGGUAUUGCUUUUGAAUCUAAUUCGUGUUAA
This is a messenger RNA of Rosa chinensis, 573 nucleotides long. RefSeq lists its product as uncharacterized. Lineage: Eukaryota; Viridiplantae; Streptophyta; Magnoliopsida; Rosales; Rosaceae. The coding region runs from base 1 to 573 and encodes 190 amino acids. Gene Ontology annotation, molecular function: nucleic acid binding; RNA-DNA hybrid ribonuclease activity. The record is from RefSeq and is a predicted model, not a curated record. The transcript has a single exon.